This is a messenger RNA of Eruca vesicaria subsp. sativa (arugula), 1113 nucleotides long. The record is from the annotation of a GenBank genome assembly. NCBI's taxonomy places the organism in Eukaryota, Viridiplantae, Streptophyta, Magnoliopsida, Brassicales, Brassicaceae.
AUGUCUUCCUCUUCGGCCCACCUGAACCACCUCCAACUUCCAAACAUCAACGGUGGAGCCACGGCGGCGCCUCCUCCAACUCCAUCAUGCAACACCACCACCAAGUCGGAGUCAACAGCCGACGCUCUCUCCCGCCUCUUCAACCGUCUCCCUCCUAAUCUCUCACUCCCUAACCGCCGCUCCUCUUCCCUAUCCUCCACUGUAGCCUCUCUUCCAACGGUAACUCUCUCCGCCGAGAGCUCCGACGAUCUUAUCUCCGCCGCUACUGAGUUCGGCUACUUCCAACUCGCUGACUCGGACACUAUCAUCACUUCUGGACUCGCGGAAGCUGCCGAGUCUGAAGCUCUUUCUCUCUUAGAGCUAACUGAGGAGGAGAAGGAAACAACCUUUCCAAAAAACUGGCCACUUGGAUACGAAGCCGACGCUGAAACGCCGUCGUUUUGCUUAGACUUAAACUGUACAACCGAGUCUGGCGAGUUGAAGCUAAGCUCACUGAGCGAGUUCACUCGGAGUCUCGAGAAAGUUGGACUUAAGACGGUAGAGAUGCUGGUGAGAGCAUUAGGGUUCAAGGACCCGUUUGGAAAUGACUCUACCCGGUUUAGUACUCUGAUGUGGCUUAACCAAGAUGUUCCGGAUGAUAAACCGGCAAUAACCAACGGGUUUUAUCCGUUUGUUGUCUGUUUACAGUAUCAGAUAAGGGAACAGAAGUAUUGUUUGCUGUCGGAAUCUGGCUGGGUGUCUGUAUCGCCUCGAGUUGGCUCGGUUCUUGUGACGCUAGGUGACAUUGCUCAGGUUUGGAGAAAUGGAGAGCUGAAAAGAGUGAGAUAUAGACCGGUGGUGUGCUCAGGACAACUUGAUGAUCCAAGAAAGUGUGUAACAAUGACUUUGAUGCUUACACUUCCAAUAGACUCUAUGAUUUCCCCACUGAAAGAUAUCAGUGACGGAAACAAAGAAGAAGAAGAAGAGAACACAGAGGAUGAGGAGGAAGGCGGAUCGAGAAGUGAUGAGAGAAAGGCAUUUCAGUCUUUUUGUUUUGAGGAUUACGCAUGGAGAGUAUACCAUGAACGUCUCUUCUUCAAGGAUCCACUUGACAGAUACAGAAUCAAACCUUAG